Messenger RNA from Pongo pygmaeus (Bornean orangutan), 3947 nucleotides. RefSeq names its product cholinergic receptor nicotinic beta 4 subunit (gene CHRNB4). Bases 187 to 1683 code for a protein of 498 amino acids. Gene Ontology annotation, biological process: monoatomic ion transmembrane transport. NCBI's taxonomy places the organism in Eukaryota, Metazoa, Chordata, Mammalia, Primates, Hominidae. The record is from RefSeq and is a predicted model, not a curated record. The transcript is spliced from 6 exons. Gene Ontology annotation, molecular function: acetylcholine-gated monoatomic cation-selective channel activity; transmembrane signaling receptor activity. Gene Ontology annotation, cellular component: postsynaptic membrane.
AGUGGGCGGGGCUCCCAGCUGCUGCCCACUCGGGGCUCGGCGGGGUUCUCCGCGGGGUCCUAGUGAGCGCCGCCCCGCCAGCAACCCUCCGGGGCAAGGACCGGCGCUCACUCGACCGUGAGGCUCACGGGUGCCCUGUGACCCCACAGCGGAGCUCGCGGCGGCUGCCACCCGGCCCCGCCGGCCAUGAGGCGCGUGCCUUCCCUGGUCCUUUUCUUCCUGGUCGCCCUUUGCAGGCGCGGGAACUGCCGUGUGGCCAAUGCGGAGGAAAAGCUGAUGGACGACCUUCUGAACAAAACCCGUUACAAUAACCUGAUCCGCCCAGCCACCAGCUCCUCACAGCUCAUCUCCAUCAAGCUGCAGCUCUCCCUGGCCCAGCUUAUCAGCGUGAAUGAGCGAGAGCAGAUCAUGACCACCAAUGUCUGGCUGAAACAGGAAUGGACUGAUUACCGCCUGACCUGGAACAGCUCCCGCUACGAGGGUGUGAACAUCCUGAGGAUCCCUGCAAAGCGCAUCUGGUUGCCUGACAUCGUGCUUUACAACAACGCCGACGGGACCUAUGAGGUGUCUGUCUACACCAACUUGAUUGUCCGGUCCAACGGCAGUGUCCUGUGGCUGCCCCCUGCCAUUUACAAGAGCGCCUGCAAGAUUGAGGUGAAGUACUUUCCCUUCGACCAGCAGAACUGCACCCUCAAGUUCCGCUCCUGGACCUAUGACCACACGGAGAUAGACAUGGUCCUCAAGACGCCCACAGCCAGCAUGGAUGACUUUACUCCCAGUGGUGAGUGGGACAUAGUGGCCCUCCCAGGGAGAAGGACAGUGAACCCACAGGACCCCAGCUACGUGGACGUGACUUACGACUUCAUCAUCAAGCGCAAGCCUCUGUUCUACACCAUCAACCUCAUCAUCCCCUGCGUGCUCACCACCUUGCUGGCUAUCCUCGUCUUCUACCUGCCAUCCGACUGCGGCGAGAAGAUGACGCUGUGCAUCUCAGUGCUGCUGGCGCUCACAUUCUUCCUGCUGCUCAUCUCUAAGAUCGUGCCACCCACCUCCCUCGAUGUGCCUCUCAUCGGCAAGUACCUCAUGUUCACCAUGGUGCUGGUCACCUUCUCCAUCGUCACCAGUGUCUGUGUGCUCAAUGUGCACCACCGCUCGCCCAGCACCCACACCAUGGCACCCUGGGUCAAGCGCUGCUUCCUGCACAAGCUGCCUACCUUCCUCUUCAUGAAGCGCCCUGGCCCCGACAGCAGCCUGGCCAGAGCCUUCCCGCCCAGCAAGUCACGCGUGACCAAGCCCGAGGCCGCCACCACGUCCACCAGCCCCUCCAACCUCUAUGGGAACUCCAUGUACUUUGUGAACCCCGCCUCUGCAGCUUCCAAGUCUCCAGCCGGCUCCACCCCGGUGGCUAUCCCCAGGGAUUUCCGGCUGCGGUCCUCUGGGAGGUUCCGACAGGAUGUGCAGGAGGCAUUAGAAGGUGUCAGCUUCAUCGCCCAGCACAUGAAGAAUGACGAUGAAGACCAGAGUGUCGUUGAGGACUGGAAGUACGUGGCUAUGGUGGUGGACCGGCUGUUCCUGUGGGUGUUCGUGUUUGUGUGCGUCCUGGGCACUGUGGGGCUCUUCCUACCGCCCCUCUUCCAGACCCAUGCGGCUUCUGAGGGGCCCUACGCUGCCCAGCGUGACUGAGGGCCCCCUGGGUUGUGGGGUGAGAGGAUGUGAGUGGCCGGGUGGGCAGUUUGCUGCUUCCUUCUGGGUUGUGGCUGAUGAGGCCCUAAAUAAAUAUGUGACCAUUGGCCAUCAACCCCAUCAAACCAGCCACAGCGGUGGAAGAGGCAAGGAUGGGGGCCUGGACUGUCCUCUGUGAAUGCCUCGGAGGGAUCCCAGGAAGCCCCAGCAGGAGGGAGCUUCAGACAGUUCAAUUCUGGCCUCCCUUCCUUCCCUGCACCGGGAUAAAGAUGACAUCGUAGCAGCACCUACUAUGCCUCAGGCAUGGUGCCGGCCUGCCUCUCCAUCGCCAUCUCUCUCCAUUUCCCCUUGUCCAGUCCCUCACACACUUCUAGAUUCUUCCCAGCUCAGAGGCUUGGCAUUUGCCAUAUCAUCAUCUUUUUUUCUUUUAAACGGAGUCUUGCUCUAUCGCCCAGGCUGGAGUGCAAUGGUGCGAUCUCAGGUCAAGUGAUUCUCCUGCCUCAGCCUCCCAAGUAGCUGGGAUUACAGGAAGCCGCCACCACGCCCAGCUAAUUUUUGUAUUUUUGUGGGCCAGGCUGAUUUCGAACUCCUGACCUCAAGUGAUCCACCUGCCUCGGCCUCCCAAAGUGCUAGGAUUUCAAGUAUGAGCCACUAUGCCUGGCCUUCCCUAUCUUCUACCUGAACCUUCUUCCUCUUCCCCCAGGGCUUCCCAAGCUCUUUCCACAGCCACAUCAGUCAGGGCAUGGCUCAAUCCAUUCUUUGCUCCAAUGUCACCUCCUCUGAGAGGCCUUCCCUAACCACCCAUCCAUUCUAAAGCAGCCUCCCUACGGUCACGUUACCCUGCCUCCUUCCUCGAGCACCCCUCGGUACCUGCCGCUCUUAUCUGGUGGCAUGUAUGCCAUCCACAACUCACCCACUAGAGUGUGAGCUCCAUGAGACCAGGGACCUGCUCCUUCACAUUCAUGGUGGUAUCCCCAGGGCCUAGGACAGAGCUUGGCACACAGUAGGUGCUCAAUAAAUGUUUGUUGAAUGAAUGAAUGGCUCCUACCCCUCCUUCAAGUCCAGAUGCCCCUCCUCUGAGCAGCCAUCCCUAGUUCCCCCAUCUGAAAGGCACGGCCUGCUCCUCCAUGACUCUACGGCGCUGGUCACUUUCCACUUGUCUAUCGUGGCUGGGUUCAGGUCUGUCUCCGCACGGAUGCUCUGAUUCACUCCUCGCACAUACUGCCUUUUGCACAGUGCCUGGUAUGUAGUAGGUACCCAAAAUAUUUGUGGAAUUGAGGACGUUCUAAAAAAUUCUAUUUUAAAAAUUAUUAUACAAUAAAAUUGACUUUUAAAUAUAUAGUUCUAGGAAUUUUAACACAUGUAUAGAUUGGUAUAACCACCAUCACAAUCAGGACGCAGGAAAGAUCUGUCACGCAGAACAACUCCCUCCUGCUAUUUCUUUAGAGUCCUGACUCCCUGCACUCCUAGCCCCUGGCAACCACAUAUCUUUUCUCCAUCACUACAGUUGGGUCUUUUCAAGAAUGCCAUUUAAAUGAAAUCAUACAGUAGUGACCUUUGGAGACUGGCUUCUUUCACUCAGCAUAGUGUCUUCGAGAUUCAAUCAAGUUGGGUUUUUUUGUAUUGCUGAGGAGUGUUCAGUUGUAUGAUGUUGACGCACAUUUAGGCUCUUUCCAGUUUUUGGCAAUUAUGAAUAGAGCUGAUAAAAAGAUUCACAUAUAGGAUUGUGUAUGAAUAAAAGUUUUCAUUUAUUUAAACACUCAGGAGGGUGAUUGCUAGGUUAUAUGAUAAGUGUAUAUUUAACUUUAUAUGAAACUGUUGAGGCCGGGCAUGGUGGCUCACACCUGUAACCCUAACACUUUGGGAGGCCGAGGUGUUGGAUCACCUAAGGUCAGGAGUUCAAGACCAGCUUGGCCAACAUGGUAAAACCCUGUCUCUACUAAAAAUAUAAAAAUUAGCCAGGUGUGGUGGUGUGUGUCUGUAAUCCCAGCUACUCGGGAGGCUGAGGCAGGAGAAUCGCUUGAACCUGCGAGGCAGAGGUUGCAGUGAGCCGAGAUUGUGCCACUGGACUCCAGCCUCGGUGACAGAGCGAGACUCUGUCAAAAAAAAAAAAAAAAAAAAACAAAAGAAAGAAACUGUCAAACUUUUCUGGAGUGGCUAUACCAUUUUGCAAUCCCACCAAAGUAUGAGAGAGCCAGUUGUUCAGCAACUGGAUUCCACCCUGGCUUUAAUUUGCAUUUGCCUGAUGGCUAAUGAUUGGAACA